Messenger RNA from Balaenoptera musculus (blue whale), 1032 nucleotides. It is a transcript of the gene U2AF1, whose product is annotated as U2 small nuclear RNA auxiliary factor 1. Lineage: Eukaryota; Metazoa; Chordata; Mammalia; Artiodactyla; Balaenopteridae. Gene Ontology annotation, biological process: mRNA splicing, via spliceosome. The coding region runs from base 178 to 891 and encodes 237 amino acids. The record is from RefSeq and is a predicted model, not a curated record. Gene Ontology annotation, molecular function: metal ion binding; pre-mRNA 3'-splice site binding. The transcript has 8 exons. Gene Ontology annotation, cellular component: U2AF complex; spliceosomal complex.
CCGCCCGCGCGCGCCAAGCCCCGCCCACGCGCAGGCAGCGUCUCUUCCGAUUGGGCAGCGCCGCCAGGCCGUCGGCGUGGGGCGAGAGUCGUCGCGUCCGGGUGACGUCUCCCGCGGGCGUCGGGAGGGGUCGUCGGCGUCCGCAGCAGUGUCGGCGGCCGCGGCGGCGGGUGGGAAAUGGCGGAGUAUUUGGCCUCCAUCUUCGGCACCGAGAAAGACAAAGUCAACUGUUCAUUUUAUUUCAAAAUUGGAGCAUGUCGUCAUGGAGACAGAUGCUCUCGGUUGCACAAUAAACCGACCUUUAGCCAGACCAUUGCCCUCUUGAACAUUUACCGUAACCCUCAAAACUCUUCCCAGUCUGCUGACGGUUUGCGCUGUGCUGUGAGCGAUGUCGAGAUGCAGGAACACUAUGAUGAGUUUUUUGAGGAGGUUUUCACAGAGAUGGAGGAGAAGUACGGGGAGGUGGAGGAGAUGAACGUCUGCGACAACCUCGGAGAUCACCUCGUUGGGAACGUGUAUGUCAAGUUCCGCCGUGAAGAAGAUGCGGAAAAGGCCGUGAUUGACCUGAACAACCGCUGGUUUAAUGGCCAGCCGAUCCACGCUGAGCUCUCCCCUGUGACUGACUUCAGAGAAGCCUGCUGCCGCCAGUACGAGAUGGGGGAGUGCACGCGGGGAGGCUUCUGCAACUUCAUGCACCUGAAGCCCAUCUCUCGGGAGCUGCGGCGGGAGUUGUACGGGCGCCGCCGUAAGAAGCAUAGAUCGCGGUCCCGCUCUCGGGAGCGUCGCUCUCGGUCUAGAGACCGUGGCCGCGGCGGCGGCGGCGGUGGCGGCGGGGGACGGGAGCGCGACAGGAGGCGGUCGAGAGACCGAGAGAGAUCUGGGCGGUUCUGAGCCGUGCUGUUCUUGCCGCGUGUCUGCUGGGAAGUGUCGUCCGUCGUUGGUUGACCGAGCCAGUUCAUAAUGGGAGUUUUUUUUAAAAAAACAACAAAAAAAACAAAGAUGGGUUUCUGAAUAAAAUUUGUAGUGAUACAG